Messenger RNA from Trifolium pratense (red clover), 1093 nucleotides. Its product is annotated as nascent polypeptide-associated complex subunit alpha-like protein 5. The record is from RefSeq and is a predicted model, not a curated record. Bases 19 to 831 code for a protein of 270 amino acids. The transcript has 2 exons. Gene Ontology annotation, cellular component: nascent polypeptide-associated complex; cytoplasm. Gene Ontology annotation, biological process: protein targeting to membrane. Lineage: Eukaryota; Viridiplantae; Streptophyta; Magnoliopsida; Fabales; Fabaceae.
GUAAAAACUAGGAUUCCAAUGACCCAAAAUAACAAGAAAGAGCUUGGAAAUAUGGAAUCGAUUAAGAGCAAACCAAGGAGGAAGGUGCCAUGGUGGGAUCCACUGGACUUUUUCGAAACGAAAAAACCAGCUACAACGGAACUAGUACCGAGCAACGAGAAGGAUGAUGAUUCUGACUAUAACUUUUAUGAUGUUUCUGACAGUAAUUCUGACGAUGAUGAAGACGAAACUCCUUUGUCUUCAUGGUGCUACGUAAACGACGACUCUGCCAGGUUCGUUAAGGUUGUUAAAACAAGAAAGGGCUAUGCUCCAGCUGUUGAGAACGUGAACCAUGAUGAUACUGAUAAUGACAACUACGAAGACUGUCUAGUGAGAUCCCAGUUGCAAACUCAAGCUGCUCAGCAGUUCAGGAUGCCAGAUAUGGAAUCUGUAAUGGAAAAACAAGAUCAAGGUGCAAUAGCUGGUGUAGCACAGCCUGAGGAGGAGGAAGAGGAGGAGGAGGAUGAGGAUGAGGAUGAGGAUGAGGAUGAGGAUGAGGAAGAGGAAGGGGAGGAGGAAGAGGAGGAGGAAGAUGAAACUGGCGUGGAGCCCCGCAACAUUGAUUUAGUCAUGACACAAGCAGGAGUGUCUAAGAUCGAAGCUGUCAAAGCUCUCAUGAAUAGCAAAGGGGACAUUGUUUUAGCCAUUAUGGAGGUCUGUGAAACUGGCGUGGAGCCCUACGACAUUGAUUUGGUCAUGACACAAGCAGGAGUGUCUAGGAUCGAAGCUUUCCAAGCUCUCAAGAAUAACAAAGGGGACAUCGUUUCAGCCAUUAUGGAGAUCACUUCUUAAUUGGGUUUUGCAUUUAAUUGAAAUAUUAUAUGAUCAUUUAUCACUUUUUUUUUCAAUUAUUUUAAAAUGUUAACUAUAUAUAAGUUCUCAAAAACCUUCGGCUCCAAAACUCUCAAAAGUUAACUUGCAAACAAAGUCUUAGGCUCAACUUUUUUAUGUGUAUACAGUAAGUUGCUUUAAACCUAAAGUUAAAAGUAAUAACUUUAGAUUUUGUAUUUUAUUAACUUUUUAUGUUAAAAGCCACACCAUUUUGGUGUUAUGA